GAGAGAGAGAGAGAGAGAGAGAGAGAGAGAGAGAGCAUGUGUGACUGUUUACAGCUAAGCCUGUCUGUUUAUGUCAACCUGACUGGCAGUUUUUCCUCGACGCGUACGGAUUCCCCAUCCUCAUCGUAUUCUGCUCUUACAUUCUUCUCAAGCUUUUACGCGAGACCCUCUUCAGUUAAUAUCGCACAAAGCGUUAGAGCUUGCAUCGUUUAUCAACCAGUUACCUAAGCGAAAUCCAAUCUGACAAAACAUUACUAUAUUUGAGGUGGACUGUGGUAUACGCCUGUAUAGGUGAGCGAGAGACCAAGCAAAGGGAAGUAUAUUCAAAACACUGAAUUCCAAAUGGAUGGGAUGAAACCAGAAGCGACGACCGAUGAGAAUCAGGAUGAACGGGAAGAGAGCAAAGGCUGCUUUGAGUGUUGCAUCAAGUGUUUGGGUGGUGUCCCCUAUGCCUCUCUGGUGGCCACCAUCUUGUGCUUUUCUGGUGUGGCUCUGUUCUGUGGCUGUGGGCAUGUGGCACUUACGGGCACUGUAACCAUGGUGGAGAACCAUUUUUCUCGUAUCACCUCUGACCAUGCCACCCUCACUGAUGUGGUUCAGAUUUUGCAGUACAUUAUCUAUGGAAUCGCCUGUUUCUUCUUCCUCUAUGGCAUCAUCCUGUUGGCUGAGGGCUUCUACACCACCAGUGCUGUCAAAGAGAUGCACAGCGAGUUCAAGACGACUGUGUGUGGCCGUUGCAUCAGUGCCAUGUUUGUGUUCCUCACCUACAUCCUGGGCUUGGGAUGGCUAUUCAUCUUCGGCUUCUCAGCGGUGCCUGUUUUCCUUUUUUAUAACGUGUGGACCACAUGUGGUGCCAUGAAGUCCCCCAUCGCCAACCUCACCUCUGUGGACAACAUCUGCGUUGAUGUGCGGCAGUAUGGAAUCAUCCCUUGGAAUGCAACCCCUGGUAAAGCUUGUGGGUCCACACUAAGCGACAUCUGCAAUACUAGUGAGUUCUACCUGUCCUACCAUCUGUAUAUUGUUGCUUGUGCUGGAGCUGGUGCCACUGUGAUUUCACUGCUCAUCUAUAUGAUGGCCACAACAUAUAACUUUGCUGUGUUGAAGUUUAAGAGCUACGACCACAGUCACACCACUAAGUUUUGAGCCUUUUGAAUAUAGGAAGGCAACUGCACACUCUGUGAAAGUUGCUCUCAGAGACACAAAAAGAGAGAGAGAGAGAUACAGAGAGAGAGAGAGAGAGAGAGAGAGAGAGAGAGAGAGAGAGAGAGAGAGAGAAAUUGAGUGAGAAAGAGUGUGGGAAGAGAAGAGAGAGAAAAAAUAGCUAAUGUUACGGCUAAUAGUAUGGGCCCUCAUGUGUAGUUUAAUGUAAAAAUAAUUCUUGCCAUUGUGUUCCAUCCAUAGUUAUGGACAUGGGUUGAUCUUUUGACAAAAAAAGGACAAUACAUUUCACUGACUUAAUGUUUUCCAUUAAUAUAUACCUGUGUCCAUCUAGGUACAAAUUUUGAUCAAGCAUAGCAUAUAGUACAAACCCAGAAUCAAAUACAUUUAUAACUGCUCGCUUAUUUAGCAUUAAUUAGAAAAUUACAUUUGGGUACUAGGAAUUUAACUCUCCUGUCAUUCCAACAAAACCUUAAAACUAGAAAAAAAACUGGAUUUAUUUUUCUUUUUUCAAUUAUUAUAUUUAACCUUAGGCACCAGUAGUCCAGAAGUCAGUCAGAUAGAAAUGGCAAGUAUGUAAAAUAGAUGAGAAGGGUAUAAUUAUGCAUUACUCUGUGUCUUGAAAGAUAAUAGGAAUGUAGUGUUAAUGCUCACAGACUUUUGCAUUCACUCUGUACGUAUAUAUGUAUGUGUAAAGGGUGUGACUAUACUUUUUUACUUACACACUCUCAUGACCGAAUGUCACCGGUGGGACAUUUUGCCUGCACUACUGAAAUGUCACUCAGAUGAUGUAUAUUCAACUCAUCACCCAAAUGCCAUUGGCUCUUGCGUGUCAUGUGACCGAUCUUAUCAUGUGACUGAUUGUGAGAAUCUAAUAGAUGUUUUUGACUUAAUGGAGCGCUGCGUAGACCGAUUGGCACCGGACUUGAAGCAGUGCAUGUGGGUUAGAAAUUUUGUCUGACUUAAGGUGGUGCCACCGUGCAUCACGGAGACGUAAUCCAUUAAAGUACUGCGAGAGCAAUUCGAGACCAGCCGUCUGCACAAGCUCUGAAUGACAAAACAGCUUAUUCACGAUUGGCCAGACUCACAACGUUACAAUGGUGACGUGUGUUUCAUGGGCUGUGUUUGCAGUGGCAUACUUCACAUAAUACUCUUACUACUUCUGCUAUAUCAUUCUAUGGCAGAAAUAGUAAGUAUGGUAGUAUGCCAUUACCAGGGUGUUUAUUCUGACACCUCCAGUUCCAUUAAACUAUCACAAAGCUGUGUUCUUACAACAGAAAUAUACCAUGUUAUAUUAUGUUUAUCAUAGUAAUAUCAUGUUUAUUCAGGAAAACAAUUCAAAAUACUGACUCCUUUAUUGUUAUUAAAAUAAAUAGGCUUUCAUUGGACUUUCAUCUUGUACACACAGUAGGCACCGUAAGCAGCACAUAACCUUUUAAAAUGAAAAAUGUUUCUGUUUAUUUUAUAUCAAAUUCAGGCAUCUGUCUAUCUGAAUUCCACUUCGUCUGUAAUAAAUAAAGCAAACAUUGUGUGAUCUGCUGUGACUAGUUUAGGUUCAGUACACAAUGGGAAGCACAAAGUGCAGAAACAGUAUUUUUUCGUUCCGGUUCUGGCGUUCCGCAGCCUCCUUUCCAAAUGAUUGCUGGUUAGAACAAAAUAAAAGAACAUGUAAUUCCAUAAAUUUACUGUGAUAAAUACUUUGGUCUUUGGUUUAACAGAAAAAAUAUCAGAACAAAAUGAACUGGUUAUUAACCGGUUACUAGCAUUUAAAAAUAAUGUUUUCACUGCAGAACAAUUGAAAGGGAUUUCGUUCCCUUUAUCGCUAAAUAUUUUGUUAGUUUUCUGUUUUCGUUUUUUGUUCCUUGAACAGUUUUUAGUCCCUGAUUGUAAAUGUACUUAUCAGCUUGUUAUGUCUUUUAUAAUGUUGUUUGGUUAUAUUCUUGUUAUUUUGUGGUUAGGUUUAUGGAUGGGGUUGGGGAUCUAAAAUAUUAAUAUGAUCUUAUAUUGUAAGUAAACUUAUAUUAAACCUGCACAAUAAAUCAUAAGAUUGCCGAGGCUGUGAUGGAAUCGUCUGAACUGAAGUGAGAAUGGCAUUACAAUGACAUUUUGAUGAUACAGACAAAAAGUUGGUUUGGUGACAUUUUGGUCAUGAGACUCCUCUGUUUUUAAUUACUUAUGAGAUUGUUUUGCAUUUGUAGAACUGAUUCUAAAAAAUACUUUGUCUUUCAGUGUCUUUAUUUUUAGAUUCAUCUGACUACUUCAAAUGUUUUAAUAUUCUUUGUUUAUUGAUGAAUUUAAACAUCAUAUAGUUUUUUGCCUUUUGUAUUAUUCUCAAACCAGUGUAGUCUCUGUUUGCGGCAGUAAUGAGAAAUAAACUAUUAUUGUGCAGAAA
This is a messenger RNA of Myxocyprinus asiaticus (Chinese sucker), 3550 nucleotides long. It is a transcript of the gene gpm6ba, whose product is annotated as glycoprotein M6Ba. Gene Ontology annotation, molecular function: structural constituent of myelin sheath. The record is from RefSeq and is a predicted model, not a curated record. NCBI's taxonomy places the organism in Eukaryota, Metazoa, Chordata, Actinopteri, Cypriniformes, Catostomidae. Gene Ontology annotation, biological process: central nervous system myelination; axon development. Gene Ontology annotation, cellular component: myelin sheath; plasma membrane. The transcript has 7 exons. The coding region runs from base 343 to 1143 and encodes 266 amino acids.